AUGGCCAGCUACAACACCUGUACAGAAGUCGCGCCCUUGUGCCCCGUCGAAGCUACAACCUACGGCUACUACCCCAACUAUGGUGGUAACAUUUUCUUCACAGUCUUUUUUGGCCUUUGCGGCGUAUUUCAACUCGGUUUCGGCAUCUACUUCCGCUCGUGGACCCUGAUGGUGGCACUGGUGGUCGGCACGUUUCUCGAGAUGGCGGGCUAUAUCGGUCGAGUUCUGAUGAAUAAAAAUCCUUGGGAUGGUGGCGCGUUUAAGUUGCAAAUUGUGGCGAUUAUCCUGGGGCCAACGUUCAUCGCGGCGGGCAUCUACCUCACCUUGAAGCAUAUCAUCCUUUCCCUGGGACCGGAACACUCGCGCCUCAAACCGAAAUUGUUCACCUGGAUCUUCAUCGGCUGUGACAUUGGGUCUCUGAUUUUGCAGGCUGCCGGUGGUGGUGUGGCGGCAGCUGCUGGAAGUGAGCAACGGGAUCUUCUUAAUGCGGGAAAUGACAUUAUCAUCACGGGUAUAGCGUUCCAGGUCGCGACCAUGUCCGUCUGUGGAGUGUUAGCUCUGGACUUUUUCAUCCGUUAUCUUCGGCGGAGCUCGGGAGAGAAGGCACUGGACAGUGGGAAUGGACGAAGCCAUAUCAGGCUGGUGGUUAUCGCAGAUAUCUUUGCCUACUUUACCGUCCUAAUUCGGUGUAUCUAUCGUAUCCCGGAGAUGGCAGGCGGAUGGGGAAACCCCUUGAUGCAACGGGAGGACGAGUUUCUGGUUCUGGAUGGAAUGAUGGUUGCCUUGGCGGUAUUGUCCCUGACAGUUUUCCAUCCCGGACUCUUCCUCCCAUCAUUGAGGAAGGGUAACAAAAACGUGCAGGCCGCCUGA
Messenger RNA from Aspergillus bombycis, 870 nucleotides. RefSeq names its product RTA1 domain-containing protein. The transcript has 3 exons. Gene Ontology annotation, cellular component: plasma membrane; fungal-type vacuole. NCBI's taxonomy places the organism in Eukaryota, Fungi, Ascomycota, Eurotiomycetes, Eurotiales, Aspergillaceae. The coding region runs from base 1 to 870 and encodes 289 amino acids. The record is from RefSeq and is a predicted model, not a curated record.